This is a messenger RNA of Cetraspora pellucida, 128 nucleotides long. The record is from the annotation of a GenBank genome assembly. Lineage: Eukaryota; Fungi; Glomeromycota; Glomeromycetes; Diversisporales; Gigasporaceae.
CAACAAAAAAGCUUGUUCCUAAUGUUAAUAUUAAGUUUACAGAAUCUAGCAUAAACUUUUCAAGCAUGGAUUUAUUGCACAUUGCACUCAUUUCUGUUUAUUUUGAUAAAGAAAGUUUUGAAAAAUAU